Messenger RNA from Diceros bicornis minor, 407 nucleotides. RefSeq names its product lymphocyte antigen 6 family member D (gene LY6D). Lineage: Eukaryota; Metazoa; Chordata; Mammalia; Perissodactyla; Rhinocerotidae. The coding region runs from base 7 to 393 and encodes 128 amino acids. Gene Ontology annotation, biological process: lymphocyte differentiation. The record is from RefSeq and is a predicted model, not a curated record. The transcript has 3 exons. Gene Ontology annotation, cellular component: cell surface.
CCCGAGAUGAAGACUGCCCUGCUGCUCCUUGUCACCCUGGCUGUGGCCGCUGGGCCAGCCCAGGCUCUCCGCUGUCACGUGUGCUCCAGCUCUACCAACUGUAGGAAACCUCAGACUUGCCCCACCAGCUCGCGCUACUGCAGGACCAUGACCAAGGUGGAGCCCCUGGCGGGGAACCUGGUGGAGAAGGACUGCUCAGAGUCGUGCACGCCCGCAUACAGCAUGCAGGGCCAGGUGAGCAGCGGCACAGCAGCCACCCUGUGCUGCCAGGGCGACCUGUGCAACGAGAGUCUGCAGAGCCACGCGCCUGCUCGCAUCCUGCUCUCCAGUGCCACCCUCAGCCUGGCCCUGGCCCUCGGCCUCCUCGCCUUCAUCUUGGUCCCCAACCUGUGACCCCCCCCAAGGCA